AUGAAUCAAGCUUUUCAAACUGGUUUUCCUCAGCAGCCACAAAGCUACCAACAAUUUUAUACAAACCCAUCUAAAGGCUCAUUUCCAGGAAUCACAAAAGAAGAAAUCAAGCUUUACCAAGAAGGAUUCAAAAAUAUGUGCGGAAAUAAAGGGCAUUUGUCUGGCAAAGAAGGCCGAGAUAUUUUGAUGAAAACACAACUUCCUGUACCUACAUUAAGGAAAAUUUGGGAAUUAUCUGAUCCAUUGGCUACUGGGAUAAUGAAAGAAGAGCAAUUUAUUAUUGCAAUGCAUAUAAUAGCAAAUGUAAGAUCAAAAGGGUACGAAGUGCCUGAUGCUCUCCCUGACUCACUAAAGCGGCUAGUUUAUAAAAAUGAAGAUUCAUCUCCUUUAUCUCCACCGCCACCUCCUCCUCCAUUCAAAGAAAAGCCUAAACCAGAAAAGCCUCCUUCUCCAAAGCCAGCACCUAAAGUCAUAGAAUUCACAUUUCCAAGUAUGGAUCAAUUUACUGUAAACCAGCCCCCUGCUCCACCACAGCCAAAAGUUCAGAAGCACUCCAAAAAUAGCUCAAUAAGAUCAUAUGAAGAUGUCCCUCGACCAGAAGAAGUCUCUAUGCCAAAAGACCACAUGGUGGCAGAACAGCUUGAAAAAAUAAUAAAAGAAAAAGAAAUAAUGAUCAAAAACAAAAAUGACUGACUAGCAAAUCUAAAAGAUAUGGCUGAAUAUGAUAAAAAUGAGCUAGAUCUUUAUAAACAAAAAAAUAAGCAGUUAGAAAAUAAGAUUAGAGAGCAAGAAGGCACACACACAAAAAUGCAAAAUGAGCUGUUUAGUGCAAAAAUUAAAUUUGAGGACAAUAUCAAAAAGAAGGAUGAUGAGCUGACUGAAAUAAAAAACCAAUUAGCCCAGCUGCAAGAAAUCAAUAAACAGCUGAUGGAAAGGAAAACUGUCUCACAGCUGAAAGAACAAUAUGAAAAUUAUGCAGCAAGGCAAGAAAGUAAAGCUGAAAAACCAAAGUUUGAAAAUAAGUCUGAAAAUAUAGCUGUUGAGAAGAAAGUGGAAGCUUUUAAUUUUAAUGCUCCAAAUGAAAAAUUUAAUUUUUCUCAAAAAGAUAAUACCAAUACAAUUGAAAGUAAAAAUGAAAAUUUUGAGUUUAAUGGGAAAGCAAAAUUUGAAACAGAAGUGAAAGAAAUUAAACCAAUCCAAGCAGCAGUAGAAGAUAAAUCAAUCAAGCCUGGUUUUCAAUUCGAAUUUUCAACGAAUGAAAGGAAAAUUGAGCCCUCUGCCUUGAACUUACCAUCAAUUGAAAAAUUUGAUUUCGAAAUUAGAUUAGAUUAAGCUCUUCGUCUUCACAGGCCGGAUUUCCAGCCCUACAUGCUCAUCGUCCCUGCAGACACACUUUUUCUCGCUGCAGACAACAAGCGAUUCACACGGCCGGUAUUGAAUUCUAUGACUCCUGGAGUCUAUGGGCCCACCACCUGGGUCGAAAUUUUCAGUUUAUCGUUAGGCAGAUACCACCACUUGAGCCAUGUUCGAGGGAUUUAUCUUUCACUCGGGGCUUUUGCUGGUCCUGCCCUCUCCAAUGAAGGUCUCAAAGGCAAAAAUUCAAAGCCCCAGGGAUUAGCAUCCUAGGACCCGAGAUAAAUCUGGCCCGAUAUACACAAAGAAUUCCUGGCCUCGCUCUGCCCUCCUCAUUCACCAUGGCAGGCGUUGAAGAAAAAGUGUCAGGAGGCCUGGCGGUCUGUUGUGACAUUUUUAUGUAUUUGAUUUCGAAGUUAAAGCCCCUAUCAAAGAAAACAAGGUAAUGCAAAAGCAAACUCACAUACCAGAACCUCAGAAAACGGCAGAAUCACCAAAAAUAAAAAUAGAGCCUGAUGAUUUUACAGUGUAUAUUUUUGCUUUCUGGACUUUUGACUAAUAUGAGAUUUAAACUACCCUAUUCUAAGUUGAAACAAAUAUAUGGGUAAAAUUUCAAUUUUUAGGUAAAUUAACCUUCUUUAUGCUUGUCCAAAAUUUUAAUUCUUAUUUAGCAUCGGUAAAUCGAAAAUUUGCCUCUAAUUUAUUCUAUUUAAAGAAUUAAUGCUAUUUAAACAAGCUAAUCCCUCCUUUAAAUUGGAACAAAAAUUUCUGUUUUAAUUUAAAGCGGGGUUAAUUGUCCAAAAAAUGAAAAUUUUCCUAUAGCAUAUUCCAAUUUAAAGUGGGUAGUAAAACACUUAAGAACAAAUGUCUGAAGGUAAAAAUUGCCAAAUUAUAUUCGAUAAAUCUAACUUUCAAAAAGUGCAGAGCGAAUAACUCGCAGCCAUUUUUACAGCUUUUCAAGAAAUUCCAAAUAAAAAGCCGGAUCUUCCAAACUUUGAUUUUAACCCUCAGGCUCUUUCAUUUGAAGAUAAGUCUAUUAUGCCUCCAAAUAUUGAUAAAAAGAUUGAACCAAAUUCAUUUCAGUUUGAACCUCCAAAGCCAGCUUUAAAAUCUGAAGGAUUUGGAUUUGACUUCACAAAUGCGCAGAAAAUAGAAAAUAAAAUUACUCCAAUGUUUGAUUUUAAUAUGGACAUAACAAAGCUUGAAAAUAAAAAGCCUGUCCCUGCCAAAGAAACUAGUAUUUUUGAUUUCCCAAAAGACGCCUUGGUCCAAAGAGCUACUCCAGUUAUUGAGCAGCCAAAAAAUGAUCCAAAUCCUACUAUUGAAAUAAAAAAUAAAAAUAAUAAAACUGCUGUUGAUCAAUUUCCUCAAUUUGUUUCGCCAGAUAAAAGUAAAGACCAAGCAAAUAUUAAACUGCCGGUUAAAAAUUUUAGCUUUGACAUGCCUAAAGAAAUCAAGUCUGAUAAAGAUUCAAAAUCAUCUUCUCCUUCUAUCCGAUCUGAAUCCCCCGAGUCAAGUUUCAAAUCUGAGCCAGUCACUUCUUCUUUGUUUUCCUUUGAUAUACAAAAACCUAAAGAAACUCAAAAGAUAAAUAUAGAUCCUUUUAAUAUUUCUCCCACAAGGCCCGCAGACCAGUUUAAAUUCCCAAUAGAUACAAAAGAGCUACCAAAACCAGCUGCUAAUGAAUUUCAAUAUAUACCUGAAAUUAAAAUUGUUAAAAACGUCAAUUAUUCAGCUAACUCCCCCCCCAUCCUUGAUCGAACGAUUGACUGUAAAAAUUCCUAAAAAUUGGGAAAAUUAACCCCCAUCCUUGAUCGAACGAUUUUCAUAUCAUGCAAAAUUUUAUAUAUAUAAAAAUAUAUUAAUUAUCAAAAGUUUGGGAAGAUGUGCAUAAUGAAGUUGUUUUCAGAGACUUUGAGACGACAGAAAGCUUCGGAAUCAACCAUUCGAAGUGAUUUUAGUCAUCAAUCACGGCUUAAAAACUCAAUAAUCUAAUAAAAUACAGAUUCUUUAAAAUUUUUAAAAAAAAAUUUAAUUUAAUAAGAAACAAAUUAAAAUUUAUACAGUUUAAAGGGGUAACUAAUAAAUCAAAAUAUUAAAAAUUGGUAUUUUUAUGAGAUUAAUUCAAUUUUUUGCUGUAAAAAUAAUUAUUAAAUACUCUUAACACUCUUAUUUAAAAGUAAAUAAAAAAUAUAUAUAUAUAUAUUUUAUUUUAUAUAUAAAAUUUUUUUUAACCCCCCAUCCUUGAUCGAACGACGGCGAGUCGUUCGAUCAAGGAUGGGGGGGAGUAAGGAAAAAGAAUUAAAACUAGAUGAGUCUUCUUCUAGCUCAAGUGAAUCUCUAGAGUAUGAAAAUGAAAAGCCUGAUUUUGACUUUAACUUGAAGCCUGAAGAUAUUCCUCAACCCAAAAUGGAUUUUGGAUUUGGCAAUGAUACGCCCAAGACAAAUGCUCAGCCUAAGCUUGAGUUUAAUUUUAACCAAGCCCCUGCAAAUAAUCCUCAGUCAAAAUUAGAGUUUGAUUUCAAUAAAGAUUCGCUUAAAUCUGACUUCAAUCAACCCCCAAAAAUUAGCCCGCAGCCAAAUAUAGGGUUUGAUUUUAAUAAAGAUGCGCCUAAAGUUGACUUUAAUCAAUUUCCAAAAGACAAUCCUCAGCCCAAAGUUGAUUUUAAUUUUAGUAAGGAUGCACCUAAAGCUGAUUUUAGCCAAACCCGAAAAGACAAUCCUCAGCCUCAAAUGGAGUUUAAUUUUAAUAAAAAUCCUCCUAAAGCUGAGCUUAACUUAGCCCCAAAAGAAAAUCUUCAGCCAAAGGUAGAUAUUGAUUACAAUAAUGCUCCUAAAGCUGACUUUAGCUUAGCCCCAAAAGAAAAUCCCCAGCCAAAGAUGGAAUUUGAUUUUAAUAAAGAUGCGCCAAAAGCCCCUCAAUUUGAUUUCAAUAAAGGAUUCGCGCAAGCUCCUCAGUUCGAUUUCAAUAAAGGAAUGCCAAAAAUCAAUAGUCAGCCGAAAGCAGAAUUUGAAUUUGGUAAAGAGAUUUCUCAGCCUAAAGCUGAUAACAGCCCUUCAUUCUCUUUCGAGUUCAAACCAGAUGAUAUUAAAUUUGACCCACAAUUUGAUAAGCUUAAUGGCCAAGGUUUUGAUUUCCAAAGUGCUCCAAUUGUAAAUGCUUUUAAAGGAGAUUUAUUUAAAAUAGAGACAUCAGCCAUUAAGCCUCGAAAAUCUCCUACAGAGCUUGAAUUUGAUUAA
This is a messenger RNA of Blepharisma stoltei, 4593 nucleotides long. Lineage: Eukaryota; Ciliophora; Heterotrichea; Heterotrichida; Blepharismidae. The record is from the annotation of a GenBank genome assembly.